Molecule: messenger RNA, 2916 nt
Organism: Dunckerocampus dactyliophorus (ringed pipefish)
Lineage: Eukaryota; Metazoa; Chordata; Actinopteri; Syngnathiformes; Syngnathidae
Gene: st3gal3b
Product: ST3 beta-galactoside alpha-2,3-sialyltransferase 3b
Exons: 13
Coding region: 726-1901 (391 amino acids)
Molecular function (GO): sialyltransferase activity
Source: RefSeq, a predicted model, not a curated record
UUCUACUGCAUUUCAGCCCUGCCACAAAAGGACCAACUGGCAUCAUGUUAGUGACUCUCUGGUUAACAUAGGUGAGAAUGUUGACAAGGACACAGGCUGGAGAUGACUCUGUCAUGCUGAUUGAGUUAGAUUAACAGGCUGGAAGCUUUAAAAGAGGAGGGUGGUGCUUGGUAUUGUUGUUCUUCUUCUGUGAAACAUGGUUACCUGCGAGGAAACACGUGCAGUCAUCAUUGUUUUGCACAAAAAGGGCUUUACAGGCAAGGAUGUUGCUGCUAGUAACAUUGCGCCUCAAUCAACCAUUUAUCAGAUCAUCAAGAAGGAUCACUUGUUGUGAAGAAGGCUUCACGGUGCCCAAGAAAGUCAAGCAAGUGACUGGACUGUCUCCGAGAGUUGGUUUAGCUGCGGGUUCAAGGCACCACCAGUACAGCGUUUGCUCAGGAACGGUAGCAGGCAGGUGUGAGUGCAUCUGCACGCACAGUGAGGCAAAGACUUUUGGAAAAUGGCCUGUCAUCAAGAAGGGCGCAUAGAAGCCGCUUCUCUUCAGAAAAAACAUCAGGGACAGAAUGGUAUUUUGCAAAAGAUACAGGUAUUGGACUCCUGAAGACGGGGUCCAGUCAUUUUUUGUGAUGAAUCGUCUUUCCGAUUGUUUGGGGCAUCCAGAAAAAAUCUUGUCCGGAGAAGAAAAGGUGAUGACCUGGAUGGUGCCAUGUGAAUGAGUGAAGACCAUGAAGCACACACACAAGCUGCUGUUCGUCCUGUGCCCCAUGCUGGUCCUAGGCUUUAUUUACUACUCCUCUGGGAAGCUACAUCUACACGUAUGGGGCCAGAAGUCACAGCUUGAUGCUGAUGUGGCAGCAAUAGUCCUGACUAAAGGGACUGAAGUGAAAAGAAUUGCAGAGCUGGAAACGGAAACCUCCGUGGGACGAAUAGUAGGCUCAGUGUUUGAUAAUCAGGGCUUUUUGCUACAGCUAGACACAAAAUUGCCACCAGAGUUGGCAUACAAGUACGGCAAUCUCAGUGAAGGAACAUGCAAGCCAGGAUAUGCAGCGGCGAAGAUGACAACCAUCUAUCCAAAGUUCAUGAAAGCAGCACCCAUGUUUCUUGACCCGGACUUCAAACGACUGGGAAAAGUCAGCAGUUAUUUGCCUCCGUUUGGAUUCAAAACGCAAGAGAGAAUCAUAGACAGCAUUUUAACCACCACCAAAAAUUUUGGACUUGGAGAUGAGCUGGACAGUCUCAGCUGUAAAAAAUGUAUUAUUGUGGGCAAUGGAGGCAUCCUCUCCGAAAAGUCGCUGGGUUCCCGUAUAGAUGACUAUGAUGUUGUGGUCAGGUUGAAUGAAGCCCCGGUGGCUGGUUACAGCAAGGACGUAGGGACCAAAACUACAAUGAGAAUUACCUAUCCAGAGGGAGCUAUUCAGAAGCCUGAACAUUAUGAAAAGGACUCGCUUUUUGUUUUUUCUGCUUUCAAACCACUGGACUUCAAGUGGCUUCGACAGAUGGUCUUCAAGGAGAGACUGCGAGGAACAGAGGGUUUUUGGAAGUCUGUGGCUCAGCAUGUGCCUCGUGAGCCCAGCGAGAUGAGAAUCCUGAACCCCUACUUCAUCCAGGAGGCUGCCUUCCAGUUCAUCGGCCUGCCGUUUAACAAUGGCAUAAUGGGAAGAGGGAACAUUCCAACAUUAGGCACGGUUGCCAUAACGAUGGCGCUGCAUAACUGUGAUGAGGUGGCCGUAGCCGGUUUUGGCUACGACAUGAGCAUGCCCCACGCCCCACUGCACUAUUACGAGACUGUCAAGAUGUCUGCUAUCAAAGAGUCUUGGACCCACAACAUAUCUAAGGAGAAAGAGUUCCUGCGCAAGCUGGUAAGGGCCAAUGUCAUCACAGACCUCACCAACGGUAUCUGAGUGCGCGGCACUCUGUUCUGCGGCCCCUCCCGAUGGACUACCGCACAGGAAGCCGGGAAAAGCAAGAAAGAAACCCAAGUGUCCAAGCGGCCUUCACACUGUGGGGUUUUUCCAUAUCAAAGGAGAUUACUUCAAAUCAAAUUAGUUUUGUGGUGAUGUGCGCACACACGUGCCUUCUGAACCAAAGACGCCGACUGAUGGCCGCAGUAGGCCACACGGGGGUGACUGGAUCCGCCCAUUUCCUGUCCGGCGCCCCGCAUUUGAACGUUUGAUCUCCGGUGUCACAUGAAUGACUUUGGAAGAGCAGACGCGUCAAGCUUGGGUGAAGCUGACUCGGUGCAGGGACGGAUCGAGUAUUAGCAGUGCCAAACGUACCUCGAACCAGGGAGAGGUGGCACUCCUCUCUCUCUUUUUUUUUUUUUUUUUUUUGCUGCCUGAAUGUAUUCACUUUCCUCAACGUAAAUAGCAGAUUUAGAUUUUUACUUUUUAAACAGCUGCUGCAGCAGCGCCCCCCCCCCCCCCUCGCCUCCCUUCGUUCACUUCUGUCCAUUUCCUCCCAAGCAGAGGCCAGCAGCAGCCACCGACCUGCUGCCUGCUUCAUUGUGUCGACGUUAGAUGUUGGUUGUCUCAAGUGGAUGACCGACAAAAGGAGGAUUUCAUUUUGAUGUGUUUUUGGCAACUUUUAAAUACAACUUUUAUUUGAUCUGAUUCUCCAAUCGGAGUGAAAACAAGAAGAGUAAAUUAUUUUACAAAAUGUUCUUGUGGGAUUUAUUCCUAAUAAUCUUCCAGCUCAUCAUCUCUGAUAGGUUUCACUUGGACACUGGAUCGAGUGGGUGCGUGUGCGUGUGUACUGUCCGCCUCGACAUGUGCGGGUCGGCACUGGACUGAAUGUCAGAACCUAUUCCGUCCUCCCGCUGCUGCAGAUCUCCCUGUGCUUCAGAAAUCAGUGACACUUUUUGAUUGUGGACUGUAAAUAUACAUAUAUAUACAUAUAUAUAUAUAUAUAUAUAUAUAU